This is a messenger RNA of Monoraphidium neglectum, 1899 nucleotides long. RefSeq lists its product as hypothetical. The transcript has 8 exons. Bases 1 to 1899 code for a protein of 632 amino acids. The record is from RefSeq and is a predicted model, not a curated record. Lineage: Eukaryota; Viridiplantae; Chlorophyta; Chlorophyceae; Sphaeropleales; Selenastraceae.
AUGCCAUUUCAAGACGACAUUGCCACGAUUGCUGGCUUUGUCCCGCUGGCACCGGACGACGUCGGCAGUACGCCCGCGGCUGCUAAGGCCCUGGCCAACACAUCCUCUGCGUCAGGCGCCACUUUUGUGGGGAUCAUCAGCGGCGCGUCUGACAUCGACACGUUCAGCUUUGCCAGCGGUGUGGGCACUCCGAGCAUCUCGCUGACCCUCACUAGCACGGCGGUUGGCAACCAGUUCCCAUAUGCCACUUGGGACCGCACUGACCUCCAGGCCCUGACGUUCAACGGCUCGUGCAGCUCUGCCGUAUUGGCCGUUUCAGACCUCUACACCACAGGGGGCCUGCCAGGCACAGACGUGUCCGUCACGCCCACCCUCCCAGCCGACGGCCUGUAUGCACCAGGUAACCAUAGCUACGCCGUCACCGCCAGCUCUGGGGCGACCUGCACCGUGUCAUUCACAGUCACCCAGGGGCCCGGCUGCAGCAAUGCCACUUCGGUUACCUGCACGGCCGCGCCCAAGGUCGUCACCCUGGCCACUGGCAGCUGCAACGGCGUCACCAUCCCCCGGUGGCAGCUCUUCACCGGCGGCCGGAACGCUGUCGUUACGCCUGGGCUGCCCACGGACAUGUACUUUACCCCAGGGCGCAUGACCAGGUUCAAGGUCACGGCGGCCGACCAAGCCUCGCGCUGCAACUUCAAGGUCCAAGUCAUGCCCUGCACCCCGGUGUGCGCCUCCACGAGCCCGAACCUCACAACUGCCCCCGAUGCGUGCACCUCCAGCGCCAGCGUCAACGCCUCUGCCCUCCUGGUGGCGUCCAGCCUUGGCAAGUCUGCCGACGUGACACUCUCGCCGGGCGGGGCCCUGCGGCAGGGGGUGCGCACGGUCAAGGUGACUGCCAAGUAUGGCAAACUCAGCGUCAAGACCACCUGCACCGUCAACGUGAUGGACCAGCAGGCACCCAAACUCACCCUGGCGCCGCCCUCCGGCAGCCUCUGUGCCUACCCCAAAAAGGGCUCCACCUCUGCUUGCUUCUCCAUCCGGAAGCUCGCAGUCUUGGCGGACAACUGCCGUCCAAAGCCGACGCUGCUGCUCAGGAAUUGCACGGUCACUGCCAACGGCGCCAGCACGGACUGUUUCCAGGACAGCUCCAAGCGCGUGUGCGUGAGAUACAACAGCGGCACAACGCCCCUCACGGCGCAGGCGGUCUUCACUGCCAGGGACGCGUCGGGAAACGAAUCCCCGGCGACGACGCUGGCAGCACUCGAUACCGUGGCGCCCUCCCGCCUGGCGGAUGUUGCGACUAGCCUUGGCAAGUCUAGCGAGCAGCUGCGGGAGCUGGUCUCGGGCGGCGCGUUUCGGCUGAACCAGCAGUCGCUCACGGCGCACUACGCAUGUACCUUUGGCCGCGAGGCCGGCAGCGAUGCCGCGCUGCUCGACACUGGAGACCCGCUUGCCGCCGACGCCAUGGCGCUCACCGCGUCUCUGCAGUCGCUGCUUGAGCCGGGGCUGGGCGACCCGGACUCUAGCCAGGCAUUCAAGCUCCACAGCCGCCCGGGCGCCCCCCGCACCCUGUACCUGGACUUCACGGGGCACACCACCACCGGCACACAGUGGAACAGGCGAGAGGGCUGGGUUGAUUUGUUGCCGGGGAGCGGGUGCCGCGCUCCGCGCCGUGCUGAGGCGGCUCGCCACCGCCCCAGUGGAUUGGACCGCAAGGCCUGGGAGCCCUGCGCAUUCGCAGACAAGCGCUUCUGCUUCAGCGCUGAUUUGAACUACCCGACGUCGUUCGCCACGCCGCCCUUUGACCUGGAUGGCAACACAGCCGUGUUCAGCACAGCAGAGCUGCAAGCUAUUGUGAAGAUCUGGGCGAAUGUUGCUGAGGUGUGCUGGUGUGUGUGA